AUGGAUUCAUGCUGUCAACUUCCUAUUUGGGCUCGCGUCCGGCCUCCCAUCCGCCGGUGUGACAGCGGUGGAUGGGGCGGGACCAAUGUCAAAGACCACCAUACUCGCGAUAGCAAAGGGUCCUGCAGGAUCGGGCCCGCCGCACUUGACAAGACGACCUAUCAACAUUCCGCUGCUGAAAUCCAGCGGCGGUAUGGACCCCAAGGGAUGGCGAUGUUCGAGAAUCCUGACAGACAUACGCCAUUUUAG
Molecule: messenger RNA, 249 nt
Organism: Penicillium chermesinum
Lineage: Eukaryota; Fungi; Ascomycota; Eurotiomycetes; Eurotiales; Aspergillaceae
Exons: 1
Coding region: 1-249 (82 amino acids)
Source: RefSeq, a predicted model, not a curated record